AUGAGGAGGAGUACAGAAAGACCUCCGUUCUCUUAUCCGAAUGGACGUAGGCAGUCAGAGCGUUGCAGCGUAUUCACGUCUUGUCGUCGUCCAACUACCGCCAUGGCGCUGCGCAACCUCAUCCUCGCGGGCCUCGCGGCGACCGCAGAAUCAAGAGCGGCCCUAGAGUCCCGUCAGGCUUCCACCAUAACCGUCGACCUCACAAAGACCUACCAGACCAUGGACGGCUUCGGCAUGAGCGAAACCUUCCAACGCGCAAACCAAAUGCAUGCUCUCUCUCCAGAGCUCCAGCGCUACUCUUUAGACCUCCUCUUCAACCAGACGUCCGGCGCGGGCUUCUCCAUCCUGCGCAAUGGCAUCGGCUCGUCGCCCGACUCGAGCUCCGACCACAUGGUCUCCAUCGCGCCUAAGAAUCCGGGUGGUCCGAAUGCGCAGCUGGCUUAUCAGUGGGACGGGAAUGAUAAUAGUCAGGUCUGGCUGAGCACCGAGGCUGCGAAGACAUACGGCGUGAAGACGUUUUAUGCAAACGCGUGGUCUGCGCCAGGAUACAUGAAGACCAACGGGAACGACGCGAAUGGUGGCUCGCUGUGUGGCGUCUCUGGCGCUUCGUGCUCGUCGGGAGACUGGCGCCAGGCGUAUGCGAAUUACCUCGUGCAGUAUAUCACGUACUACAAGGAGGUCGGGGUCGAUAUCACACACCUGGGGUUCUUGAACGAGCCCGAUUUGACCACGAGCUAUGCCAGUAUGCGGAGUAGCGGACAGCAGGCAGCGGACUUCAUCAAAGUGCUGCGGCCGACGCUAGAUAAGGCGAAUUAUACAGGCGUCAAGAUUACGUGCUGUGACGCUAUGGGGUGGAGUGCGCAGGCGGGUAUGAUGGGCCAGCUGAACGGCGUCAUCGACCAACUCGGGACCAUCACCGCGCAUUCAUACGGCUCCCAGCCCAACUCGCCCAUCAACAGCAAACACCCCGUCUGGCAGACCGAAAACGCCGACCUCCAAGGCCCCUGGGCCACCACCUUCUACAGCAACAACGGCGCAGGCGAGGGCAUGAACUGGGCAACCCAAAUAUACGACGCCAUCGUCCGCGGCAACGCCUCCGCAUACCUCUACUGGGUCGGCGUGCAAGGCGGCGCCACAAACAGCAAGCUCGUCCGCAUCAGUGACGACAAGAAGCAGGUCAUUCCCAGCAAGCGGCUCUGGGCGUUUGCAAACUGGGGUCGCGGGAUUAGACCGGGGGCGGUGCGGGUGGGCACGAGUGGCGGACCGUCGGGGGCACGGGUUACGGCGUUUAAAAAUGUGGAUGGGAGGGUUAGUGUGCAGGUUCUGCAGACGGGGACGGGGAGCGGCGCCGUCACUGUUAAGGUGAACGGGUUCACGGCUAAGAGUGCGACGGCUUUUUUGACUGAUAACUCGCAUGACUGCGAUGUGCAGACGGCGACGGUGGGGAGCGAUGGGAGUGUCAGUGCGAAUGUGCCUGCGAGAAGUAUGGUUACGAUUUUGAUGGAGCCUGCCGCGUGA
Messenger RNA from Trematosphaeria pertusa, 1518 nucleotides. Its product is annotated as glycoside hydrolase family 30 protein. Gene Ontology annotation, biological process: sphingolipid metabolic process. The record is from RefSeq and is a predicted model, not a curated record. The transcript has 2 exons. Gene Ontology annotation, molecular function: glucosylceramidase activity. NCBI's taxonomy places the organism in Eukaryota, Fungi, Ascomycota, Dothideomycetes, Pleosporales, Trematosphaeriaceae. The coding region runs from base 1 to 1518 and encodes 505 amino acids.